Molecule: messenger RNA, 1734 nt
Organism: Ceutorhynchus assimilis (cabbage seed weevil)
Lineage: Eukaryota; Metazoa; Arthropoda; Insecta; Coleoptera; Curculionidae
Source: the annotation of a GenBank genome assembly
AUGGAGGGUAGGCGUAUGCGCUGGUCUAGAGCACUGAACACAGAGCUAAUGCGCGCAUACUACCAAGUGACGAAAGGGGAAACGGACGUAACGGGAUAUCGAGAUAAACUAGAAGAGCUAUGGAAUGCGCAGCACCAACAGCUGAUAUUACCAGCACAGCGCUUAGCUGAUCAAGUACGAUCGAUCCUGAGACGUAAGGCACUGAGCGAAGCGGAACUGGAUGAACUAAAAAACGACUGGCGAAGAGAAUCCAUCAGAAGAUCCGUCCGUCGAUCAAACGUAGCUCCACAAGCUGAAGCUAACGAAGAAAUACUAAAAGAGCAAAACCAAGUAUUUUCAGAAGAUCUCACAGAAAUUCAAGAUUUACUGAAGGAAAUAGAUCUCAAAUUCCGAGGUAUUCCCAUACAAGAUAGACCGGCACUCCCAAAAUUGACCCUAAAUCAGGAAAUACUUACCAUGGUUACCAAAGUUAAUAAGGCCCUCGACGAAGCGAUUCUGUCUGAAACACUUCUGGAUAUCUGCCAUGCAGUAUACUGUGCAGCACAUGCUGUCUGCUCAACUUACAGCGCCAAACUUAGAAACAAAAAACCUCAAAAUAAAGUGACCACGGAAAAUAUCCCACCAUGGCAGCGACGCAUCGAGAACAAAAUAAACACCAUUCGAGGACAAGUAGGUAUUCUGCAUACUUACCUUAACUCUGAGAGCAGCCGAAGAGUCCAGAAACAGGCAAAAAACUACGCCAGACGGGCAAAAAUCAAUCCACGCAGUCCGUCAUUCCAGCAGGAUCUCCGAAAACACCUAGAUGACCUGAAACAAAAGAUAAAAGCUUUAGGGAAUAGGAUUAGAAGAUACCGGCUAAGAUGUCGCCGAUAUCAAGAGAACAAAUUAUUUUCAAGAGACCAAAAAGCAUUCUACAGACAGCUACAACAAAACACAGAUAAUACCACACAAAUAUCACCAGAAAAAGAACACAUGCAGACAUUCUGGAGUGACAUAUGGGAACGGAAUGUGACUCACAAUGAUGGGGCAUUCUGGAUUGCACAGGAGGAAACAUCCCACGAAGCAACCGAGCAAAUGGUCCAGCCUGAAAUACGGAAAGCUGAUGUCACAACUGCUACCAACAAGCUGAAGAACUGGACUGCUCCUGGAGUCGAUCACAUACAUAACUACUGCAUAAGUAAUAUCGAUGGAGCCGAAUAUCAUUGCAACAAAACUCAAGUGCGCAAAGUCAUAUCUGGAGUUGUCGGAGCAGCUUCAAGUGUAACCUCAAUUCAAGUGGCCAAUUUACUUCGUCUUUUCAAGAUACCCCAGGUGUCAUUCUUCUCUACAAGUCCCGAAUUGAGCAACAAACAACGUUUCGAAUAUUUCUCCAGAACGAUUCCAUCCGAUCAUCAUCAAGUAAAGGCCAUGGUAGAUAUCGUCAUGCUAAUGGGCUGGAGCUAUAUAUCAAUUAUCUAUGAAGAAUCUAACUAUGGAAUCAAGGCUUUUGAAGUUCUCGAGGACCUCCUAGUGAAGAAUAAAAUAUGCAUCGCUGUCAAAGAAAAACUGGUUAAAGAUUCAGGCGUUGGAAACAUAUCUGUCUACGAUAAUAUUGUGCAAAAACUUCAAACAAAACCUAGAGCUAAAGGCUCAAAUUAUUCGAUUAACGUUAGCUUGGGAAAUAUAAAUGCUUUCCAAAAACGGACGCUACAAAUUGUGAAUUAUCGAGAUGCUGAUGCUGAUGCAUUCGCUUGA